UUGGCUUGUCUGGAUCGGGAAAUGAGUCACAGGGAGAGCAAUCAAAGGACACUCUGCCCGAGGUUCGUAUUCCUGGCAGUCACAAAAACGAGAUGGAGUCACGCUGCUGCCAGAAGGGGCAGAGAAGUGAAAGACAGUCACUGUGCUGGUCUCCGCGGCUGGUCAGAGUGGCUGCAGGGACAGCGAACGCACAGACCAGGCCCACCGCCAGGAGCCCCGCAAAACAACAAACCACCCCCUAGGACUCCAAUCCUGUGGGGUGGGGAAAAGCCAAGGAAGGAUCUGACUAGAGAACGAAAGACUAAGCGAAAGAAGCUAAGGUCUGGAGGCUGUGAGGAGCGCCACCCCUCAAACCACGCGUUCGGUGCUUGGGACCAAAACAAACCCGGGUGGCCCCGCCCAGAGUUGGUCACGUGAGGCCGCGGCGGCGGCGGCGGUUCCGGCGAAGCUGGUGGAGCCCCUGCGAUUCCUUCCUGUGGUGCCGCUGAGGACCCCAGGCGGGCCCUGCGCGGACUCCACUGCACGUUCACUCCAUUGGGUUCUGGCGGAGCGGAGGCCGCCUCGCGCUCUCCAUGGCAGCGGGCUCAGAGGUGAGCUCUCACUUUACCCUGGAAGCUACAGCUUCAGGGAACCAAGGUCAACGUGUCAAACCUUUUACCCCAGAGAAAGCAAAGGAAAUUAUAAUGUCUCUACAACAGCCUGCAAUCUUCUGUAACAUGGUUUUUGAUUGGCCAGCACGACACUGGACUGCUAAACACCUUUCUGAGGUCCUUCACGGCAAGCAGAUACGAUUCAGAAUGGGAAUGAAAAACACAGACACAGUUCCUGAGUUUUAUACAAAGUGCUCNNNNGUGGAAGCUACACUUGAAGAAUUUCUGACCUGGAACUGUGACCAGUCUAGUGAUUCUGGACCAUUUAAAGAUUAUGAUCAUUCUAAAUUCUGGGCUUAUGCUGACUACAAAUAUUUUGUUAGUCUAUUUGAAGACAAGACAGAUAUUUUCCAGGACGUGAUAUGGUCUGAUUUUGGUUUUCCUGGAAGAAAUGGACAGGAAAGUACAUUGUGGAUUGGCUCCUUGGGAGCCCAUACCCCCUGUCAUCUGGACUCCUAUGGUUGCAACUUAGUAUUCCAGGUACAAGGAAGGAAAAGAUGGCAUCUCUUUCCUCCUGAAGAUACACCUUUCCUUUAUCCAACCAGAAUCCCUUAUGAAGAAUCUAGCGUGUUCAGUAAAAUCAAUGUUGUCAAUCCUGAUUUAAAGCGUUUUCCUCAGUUCCAGAAAGCUCGAAGACAUACGGUCACGCUGAGCCCAGGACAGGUUCUGUUUGUCCCCAGACACUGGUGGCAUUACGUCGAGUCCAUUGAUCCUGUCACUGUCAGUAUAAACUCAUGGAUUGAACUGGAAGAGGACCACCUUGCCCGGGUGGAGGAGGCCAUCACCCGCAUGCUUGUGUGUGCACUGAAAACUGCAGAGGACCCACACAAUACCAGAGCAUGGUUAAACCCCACGGAGGUUGAGGAAAUAUCCCAUGAAGUCAAUUGCCACUACUUAAAUGGAGCUAUAGUUGCCUUUCUUGAUCAUUACAAAACAUCCAAGGGAGUAGAAAUUCAAGCACCAAGAACAAGUAAGGAGAACCUGCAAAAGGAAGAUUUAAACACGUGCAACUGCGUGGAGAUGGAAGGAACUCAAGGCCAGAACGGAACCAUGGCAGCCAUAAAACAGGAGGCAGCAAGUCUCUUUGGCCCUGAUCUGGUCCCUGUAACACUGAGAUCCAAAGAAACACCUUCAGAAGGAGGAGGCAUAUUUGAAAGUGAUGGCAAAGACUUUGUCGACAAAGAUGGAAAACACUUUGCAAAACUGUUUUGUGCUGAUAGGCAGCAGACGAUGAGUACAAGUGACAAUGCUGGGGUGGAUCAAAUAGCUUCAAACAGUGCUCCAGCCCCUUCUCAAACAUUCGUUUCCACAGACGACUUGUUGGACUGCUUGGUGAAUCCACAAGUGACCAGAAUGGUGGCACAACUUUUGUUACAAGGGAAAAGCUUGUGAUUCCAAUUGAUGACUUUUUAAAUAACAUUUUAAGGAUAUUUCUAAAUAAUAUGACUACUUUACAAUUUAAAAAUGCACAGCAAAAGGUCAAUUUGCACAUGUUUGUAAAUGAACUUAUUCUUACCUAAUUAAAAAUCAGUUGGUUUACUCUGCCCA
Messenger RNA from Ictidomys tridecemlineatus (thirteen-lined ground squirrel), 2198 nucleotides. The record is from RefSeq and is a predicted model, not a curated record. Lineage: Eukaryota; Metazoa; Chordata; Mammalia; Rodentia; Sciuridae.